AUAUCCGUCAACCCAUGUUAACCCAUCGUUCUCCAAUACGAAAAAACUCCGAAUAAUGUUUAUUGUAUAUAUUUUAUAUUAGUUUUGAUAUUCAAUUUUACAACUAUUCAUAAUUCUAAAAGCACCACAUUGCGAUGAUAUAGAAUGCUAUAAAAUGUGAUUCAGUUCACCGAAACAUGUGUUUAAUAAUAUUAGUGCAGUGAACGUGUUUAUUGGAUUAAAAAAUAGUGCAAUGAAUAAUAGUACAUAUUUUAGCGAGUUCCACUGCUCGAAAGAUGCACUUACGGACACUUAUGGCUGGUUUAUGCAAUUUCUCUUGGCGGUUUUGGCGUUUACAUGCCUGAUUGGUAAAAGAUUUUGUGAGCCUCGCUAUGCCAGAAGACCAUGGCUCAUUUGGUUCUAUGACACCUCAAAACAAGGCCUGGGCGCUCUAAUCAUACAUGCAGCUAACAUUUGGAUCUCUCCACAUUUUGAAGGAAACACUUGUACAUGGUACAUAGUGAACUUCAUGGUGGACUCUACAUUAGGGUUACUCAUCAUUUGGGCAGGCAUCAGGCUGGCUCAGUACUGUGCUAGACAUUAUGACAUCCCACUUAUUAAUUUUGGGGAAUAUGGCAAGCCCCCAAUGUGUUCUGCGUGGCUCUGCCAAUGCGUGCUUUACGCGGCGCUAGCGACAUUCGCCAAGUCGGCGCUAGCGCUAAUACUGCGGUUGCCGCGCGUGGCGCGCGCGCUGGCGACCUUACCGCUGUCGCCAGUGUCUGACCCCAAGUUAGAACUGGCCGUCGUUAUGCUCAUCAUACCCUUCUUUGUCAAUAUUUUAAUUUUCUGGGUGACAGACAACUUCCUAAUGUAUCAUCCGAGAGGAGUGACUUCGAAGUUAAAAUCGAAGCAUUUACGAACGGAUGAACCUCUCCAGGUGAGAUACCAGUCAAUAAAGAAGGAGAAGUCAGCUUCAGAGGAGGAGGAGCACUCGGCCGACGAGCGCCUGCUGGGCGCCAACGUAUGACCCUACCCCAAGCCCCGAGUGCUUCGGGCGAGUGCUUCGGGCAUAACGCAAUCUCUUACACCCUUAUUCAUAAAACUUAUCUUACCUGUGCUAGGUACUAGAUACAAGUCAUGUCUCUUUCUUAAUUAAAUAUGAAAAAGACAAAAAACAAGCAUAUAUCAUUUUUAAUUAAAUUAGGUUUGAUGUGCGUUUUUGAAUAAGGGCAGUAGUUUUUAGAUGCGUCCCAUUCUCAUUACGAUAAAUUUCCGGGAAUACCGCGAACACUGAAGCUCGAAAUUCGCAAAUUGCGGGCAUGUUUCUCUGUCACUCUAAUUACGCUUUAAUUGGUGUAAAAGAGAAAGAUGCCCGCAACUUGCGAACUUCGGUGUUCGCGGUAUAGGCCCUCAGAUUACUUAUCGAAAACAAUCUCUUAGAAUACCCGUCAUCACAAUCAGUCUGUGCCUAAAUAGACACAGACUAACGGUGCAAUUGGAAUGAUUUUACUGUAGUUACCUACAUCGCCUGGGAUUUUCUCGAUGAGCGUGGGCCAGCUUUAAGACUUUAUCAGUAUCAAAAUGAUGUCAUUUCCUGCUUCCCGGGGUAUUUAUUGCUUCUGAACUACAUAUGACAGCUACUUCCAACAGUUCCAACAAUGUGGAAUAGGUACCUACACGAAACCCUCCUAAGGAUUCGGGUUGGCCAGUGUAAAAGGUUUUAGACAAGACAUCAAUUAAUUUGAAAGAAUUGCUCAAGAAACAGGUUCCCAAUCGUCUGGGAGGAAACUUGAAAAGUACCGCAAAGAGUCUCAAGUAGUGUUUAACAUCUCCUUAUUGGAAAACCAUAUUAAAAUCGUUGAUACUGAUAAAAGUUUAGAUUAGUAGGUAAACUAAAUUUUUAUAUGGUGUAAAAUAUAAUCAUGUAUCAUGGGAUAAAAUAGUUAUAUAAUCAUAAACAAUGUAUAUUCGCACUCACUUAAACGUGCUUUAUUCUAAGUAGGUAUUUAUAAACUUCGAAUAUCGUCGCUAUACUUACUCAACCUCAUAUCUGCAACAAUCAUUUGAUGGAAAUGUCGCUUUUCUUUCAUUCGGAAUACGGGUGCUUUUUUCAUCAAAUGAGUGUUGCAGAUACGAGGUUGAGUAAGUAUAGCGGCGAUAUGUCGUGGAGUGGCCGCUAAUAUUAUAUAGUGAUCCUGAUCACUAAUCAGGUACAGCUGCGGGACGCAAAGUAUCACGCGAACCUUUACUUUACACUUACAGCAUUGAAAUAGAGUCGAUAGUUUGAGAAUCUUUAUAUUGCCCAACCAUGAAUGCUGGUAACAAUAGGUUAGCUUCUUGGUCACCGCCACAGCACAUACAGACGUGCUAACCAUCAUGUAAGUGAGUGAAGUGAAAUGUAACUCUAAUUAUAAUCCUCAGAUUUUGAAACAUACACAUACACUGUCUAUGUUUUCUCAUGUGUGUCCCCUGUGAUGUUAACGUUUUGUAUGAUACCUAGUGUAAUGUAGUACAGUCGUACUACAAAGCUCAUUAUUAUAACUACAUAUAAAUGGCAAUAUGUUUUUAACUACACUAUGACUACACUAUUUAAAGUACAACCAGAUUUGGCAUUGAUGUUAUUAAAUUAAAUGGGUACCUCUGGUAUCCGAAUGAAAGGAAUGCGAUAUUAUAAAAUACUGUACGAGUUUGUAUCACAAUAAUUAUUGAAUUAAAUAAGAAAUUAGACAGCAAUAAUAUGGUACUAUAAUUAUGUAGGUACUUUGCUUUAUGUAGUCUUGAUCUAAAACUCGUGUUCGCUUGUCGCUUCCCAAGUCUUUUGACAAUCAGAUUACCUUUGGGAGCGUAUAGGUUCGGAUCCUACCGACUGCGCCAAGUUAAACCUACCUACUUUGGAAGCGACAAUCAAACACGAGUUUCAGAGUUUCUUAAACAAAGUACCCACAAUAUGUGGAUAUGAAUACUCAUUCAUGGAACAUCACAUGUUUUUUUUCUAAAUUAGAUUUUAUAAUGUAGAAGGGGUCACAUUUCUGUAGAAAUUAUAAACGUCCAUAUUCAUUAAUAUAAAUAUAUUGAGAGGCGUUGUCAGGUAAAAUUCAAUGGCUAAUGUAGCACUCAAUCUAAUUGUAAGUAAGUACCUGCGACGUGUAAUACCACAAUGGAACAAAAUUGUGUUGAAGAACACGCUCCAAAGUCACAGUAAUAACAAUAAUAGGCUGCGAAACAUCUUGCGCGCGCUUAAGCGAGAUGAGCCGGCUAUAAAUUUUCGUACAACAUACCUCGGCCACAUUAUAGCAUUGCCGGCGGCCUUAUGUUCGUAAAAUC
Molecule: messenger RNA, 3303 nt
Organism: Cydia splendana
Lineage: Eukaryota; Metazoa; Arthropoda; Insecta; Lepidoptera; Tortricidae
Product: store-operated calcium entry regulator STIMATE-like
Exons: 6
Coding region: 233-1006 (257 amino acids)
Cellular component (GO): membrane
Source: RefSeq, a predicted model, not a curated record